CAGAAGACACAUCUGCGCUCAGCGUGUCGGAGUUUGGCUGUCACAUCUCCGACUGCAGCGCUGUCUUCAGUACUUUGGACGACUAUGAGCACCACUACAACUCUCUUCACAGACACGUGUGCUGCUCCUGCCGCUGCUCCCUGCCCACUGCUCGUCUCCUCGACAUUCACAUCCAGGAGUGGCAUGACUCUCUUUUCACUGUCCUCGCCCAAAGGCAAGACAUGGUAAUGUCCCGACACUAGUUUUCUGAAAAUACCACCCCCCCCCCCUUCAAAAAAAGGUUAAAAGUCAAUUAUUUUAAAUGUUUUCAAAAGCAAUAAAUAAAUAAAACAUCUAAACUGACUUUCCAACAUUUUUGUAUUUUUCAGUACCAGUGCCUAGUUGAGGGUUGUGGACAGCAAUUUAGGACUAGUAAACAAAGGAAAGACCAUCUGAUAAUGAGUCACAAGUAUCCUCCAGACUUCAGAUUUGACAAAAACAAAAAGGGAAGAGGGUAAGGCAACAUGUAGUAUUUCCACCAGAUAGUGCUAUGUUUGGGGAUCUCUUUUAACCUUCAUCAGCAGUUUUCUGUUUAAUUCAAAUUAUUGUAAUUAAAAUGGGAUUUUGUUUUUAAAUAUCACUUUUUUAAAAGAACCAAAGCAAAGAGACAGCAGCAGAAGAACACAGCAAUGGAGGUUGUAGGUGUUGUGCAGGAGUCUCAGGGUGUGUGUGAGAGUAUAAGUGAUGAUCCUGAGGAAGAACAAUCCAUGGAAACGCAUGUGUCUAGUGAAGAAGGUGCUGCAGCUCAGAGCUCCGAAACACACACGGCUCAAAUAAAACCACAAUACUCACACAGGUUGGUCACUGUUGAUUCAUCCUUUUGGUGUAAGACAAAAUGAAUAUUUUAUUUUUUUAUUUUUUUAGAGCACACAUUUUACAGUCAUCCUAAAUCAAAUCGUGACCCAUUAACUUGUCUGAAAGUGAAUUAUUCUCACAUGAAUCUCAAUUUUUGGGUAAAACAUACCAUUUUUUCUAAUAAUCCUUUCAUUCAGGGUUCCUCCAACUGUGUGUUUUGGUCAUGGCUCGGUUCGAGGCUUCAGAGGAGGACGAUCCAGACGGAAAUAGAGCUCUGCAGCUGAGCUUUUUGUUCACUGCCCUGUAGAAUAAAAAAUGUAUGAAUUUUUUUCAUUUGUUGUGAUUAUUGUUAUUGUAUAAAAUAAAAAUAAAAGUUUAUAUGUGGUUUGAUUUACUUAUUACAUUUUACUCAUUGACUAAUUGUUACAUUGUAAAAUUGUGUUUCAAAUAAACUGUUACACCAUUUAAAAUGUUUAUUUGCAAAAAUAUUUUGAUAGACUGGAUGUUCGAAGCAGAGAUAAAUGUAAGUUUUGUAUUUAGCUUUCAGUUUUGAUAUAUAAAUUCUGGAUUUAUUAUUAAUGAAUUUCGUUUUAAUUUUCAAGCAAUUUGAGAGAAAAAAAAAAGAACCGUAAUAUUUUGUUAGCGCGCACAAAAAAAUUGAGUUUUAGAGGGCUGGCAUUAGAGAGGCUGGCUUUACGUCAGUGAUAAACUGCUUCCCGACGGAUUAUGAGAAGUUUCUCUUAACUAACGUUUAAUGUAUAACGUUUUACUUUCUCGCCAUGCUGCGGGUCAUUGUAGAGUCCGCCAGUGGGAUACCUAAAAAGAAAAUUGGAAACCCAGAUCCAAUCGCUACUGUUCUCUUCAGAGGCGAGAAGAAGAAAACCAAAGCAAUUGACAAUGAACUGAACCCGGUUUGGAAUGAAGUCCUUGAAUUUGACCUUAAAGGCGUUUCUCUAGAUGCUUCUUCAUUCAUCAAUGUCAUCGUGAAGGACUACGAAACUAUUGGAAAACACAAGUUUAUAGGUUCUGUACAAAUCUCUCUGAAAGACCUGGUCAGUGGCCAGCUAAAGACUCUCCCUUCAAAGAAUGUGCCUCUGCUCAGUGAGAAGCUACAGGCUAUUGGGGCUACUAUUAAUUUGGUCAUUGGGUAUGAACCUCCAACCAACAUCAGUUCAAGGGUAAAUGAUCCAGCUCAAGAAGAAAUGUCCCAGGCAGAGCCUGAGGGCAGUGAGGAAGCAGAUGAGAGGGAGGAGGUCGUGGAUGAAACAGAACAGGUUGGGAGUCCAGGAGUUCCCCUUUCACCAAACCAACCAGCCAAACCGAGCCUAAAGUCCCACCGUUUCAGCCGAAAGAGAGCCAGAGCCCUGCCCAAUAAGCCUCAGGACUUCCAGAUCCGUGUUCGUGUUAUCGAGUGUCGUCAGCUCCCCGGCAACAACAUCAAACCGGUGGUGAAAGUGAGCACGUGCGGACAGACAAACAGGACUAGAAUUAGAAGAGGAAACAACCCAUAUUUUGACGAGAUAUUUUUCUACAACGUAAACAUGCUUCCUUCCGAGCUUUUUGAUGAAAGCAUCAGCCUCCGAGUUUUUGACUCCUACUCCCUCAGAGCAGACAGUCUGAUAGGAGAGUUCAAGUUGGAUGUUGGUUACAUCUAUGAUGAAUCUGGUCAUGCUAUUUUGAGAAAAUGGCUCCUGCUGAGUGACCUGGAUGGUUCCAGCUCCGGGGGGAAAGGUUACCUAAAAGUCAGCAUAAUUAUUGUGGGCACUGGAGAUGAGCCACCGACUGAGAGGAGAGAGUUACGUGACGAGCAGGAUGACAUAGAGACUAACCUUUUGGUCCCAGCCGGGGUCACGAUGCGAUGGGCCACUCUGAGCCUUAAAGUUUACCGUGCCGAGGAUAUGCCACAGAUGGACGACGCCUUUGUUCAGAUGGUCAAACACGUCUUUGGAGGGGAUGGAGACAAGAAAAACUUGGUCGAUCCGUACAUGGAAGUCAGCUUCGCAGGGAAGAAGCUUUGCACCAAAAUAAUUGAGAAAAACGCAAACCCAGAAUGGAAUCAAGUCAUCAGUCUCCAAGUCAAGUUUCCAUCCAUGUGUGACAGGAUCAAGUUGACUAUGUAUGACUGGGAUCGUCUAUCCAGAGAUGAUGUCAUAGGAACUACGUUUUUGAAUCUGGGUAAACUCUCUCACUCCGGCGGGGAGACUGAAGACGUGCAGACUGAAACAUCCAACAAAAUCUCUGAAUUGAGCUCUGCUGCAGCAUCCGUAGCGGGGUUCCUCCCAGCUUUUGGGCCUUGCUAUGUCAACCUGUACGGAAGCCCAAGAGAGUUCACGGGUCUGCCGGACCCAUAUGAGAUGCUUAACUUUGGAAACGGAGAAGGAGUUGCGUACAGAGGGAGGGUUCUUGUUGAGCUCUCUACUCAGCUGGAUGAAAAGGCUGAAAAGAAAGUGGAUGAUAUCUCAAACGAUGACAUUCUUGUUGCUCAGAGAUACCAGCGGAGGCGGAAGUACUCUUUGUGCGCCGUUUUCCACAGCGCCUGCAUGCUCCAGGAGUUGGGUGAGCCAAUCCAGUUUGAGGUCAGUGUUGGUAACUACGGUAACAAGCUGGAUUCCACCUGCAAGCCCCUGGCAUCUACAACUCAGUACAGCUUUGCUGUGUUUGAUGGUAAUUACUAUUAUUACCUACCCUGGGCUGACACUAAACCAGUGGUGAUUGUGACUUCAUACUGGGAGGACAUCAGCCAUCGUCUGGACUCUGUCAACGGUCUUCUCUUCAUUGCUGACCAUCUUGAGUCCAAUCUUAUUUCUCUGAAAACCGCCAUGAUGGCCAAGGUGUCUGAGGCACGUCUGCGAGAAAUUUGGCUCAAACUCAUCGACCGCUUGAUUGAAGACUUGAGCCAUUUACAGCUGCCAGUACUGGAUUGCCAGCCUAACGUUACAGUUCUGGAUCUCCAAAUUAAAAAACUGCGUGAUGCUGCCGUAGAAAGCAUCAGACAGAUGGCUGGCAGCUUGAGAGAAGAAGCCACCGAUGUGAAAUCUACAGUUGUUGACAUUGAAGAGUGCUUGGACAGAAUCAAGCAGCUAGCCGAGGAGCCCCAGAACAGCAUGCCAGACGUGAUUAUUUGGAUGCUGAGAGGAGAGAAGCGAGUGGCGUACGCCCGAGUCCCAGCCCACCAGAUCCUGUACUCUGAUUUUAGCGAAAAGGCUUGUGGCAAACACUGCGGAAAGAUUCAGACCAUUUUCAUGCAGUACCCUAUGGACAAAAACAAAGGUGUGAAGAUUCCCGUUCAGCUGCGCGUCAACAUGUGGCUCGGUCUCUCUGUCCAUGAGAAGAAGUUUAACACCUUCUCAGAGGGAAACUUCAGUGUGUACGCUGAAAUGUAUGAGAACCAGGCUCAGGUGUUUGGAAAGUGGGGAACCACCGGUCUUGUUGGUCGCCAUAAGUUCUCAGAUGUGACUGGAAAGGUGAAACUUAAACAGGAGCGCUUUCUGCCUCCGCGAGGAUGGGAUUGGGAGAGAGACUGGUUUGUUGACCCUGAGCGAUGCUUGCUGACUGAAGCCGACGCAGGGCACACAGAGUUUACAGAUGAAGUUUUUCAGAAUGAAACCCGUUUUCCAGGAGGAGAGUGGAAGCCUGCUGCCGAGCCGUACACAGACGUGAAUGGAGAAAAGGCUCAGAGCCCAGAAGACUUUGAGUGUCCACCUGGUUGGACCUGGGAGGAUCAGUGGAGCUUUGACAGUGACAGAGCUGUGGAUGAGAGAGGAUGGGAAUAUGGAGUGACAAUCCCUCCUGAUGACAAACCCAAAUCCUGGGUUGCAGCUGAGAAAAUGUACCACAACCACCGCAGGAAGCGACUCAGAAGACCAAGGAGGAAGGUUUCUGAUAAAACGUCUCUUGCUGAGAGAAAAGAUCCCGGGGAAGGCUGGGAGUACUCCUCUCUGAUUGGCUGGAAGUUUCACAGAAAGGAGCGCUCGUCCGACACGUUCCGGCGCCGGCGCUGGAGGAGGAAGAUGGUCCCAUCGGACCGCAUCGGCGCUUCUGCCAUUUUCAAACUUGAGGGAGCGUUGGGGGUCGAUGUUGAUGAGAAAGCCAGUAAAACGGAUGCAGCCAAGCUAUUUGGUGCCAACACACCCACUGUUUCCUGCCACUUUAGUCGGUCUUAUAUUUACCAUCUGAGGGUGUACGUCUAUCAGGGGAGGAAUCUCUGCGCCAUGGACAAAGACAGUUUCUCAGAUCCCUACGCCCACGUGUCGUUCCUGCACAUCAGUAAAACUACGGAAAUCAUAAAAACCACUCUGAACCCCACAUGGGACCAAACUCUCAUUUUUGAGGACAUUGAAGUCUUUGGAGACCCACAGACCCUUGCACACAACCCCCCAGAUGUAGUCUUGGAGAUUUAUGACUACGAUCAAGUGGGUAAAGAUGAGCCCAUGGGGCGCUGUGUGUGCCCCCCUGUGGUAAAACUCAACCCUAGUGUGGCGGUCAGUCCAAAGCUGCUGUGGUUCCCAGUAACGAAAAAAGGUUGCAGUGCUGGAGAGGUGCUUCUAGCUGCAGAACUUCUAUUGAAGGACAAGGGGAUGGACGAGAAUCUCCCUCUGGUGCCUCCUCGACGGGGGGAGAAACUCUACAUGGUUCCUCAGGGAAUCAGACCAGUGGUGCAGCUAACUGUGAUCGAGGUGUUGACUUGGGGUCUGAGGAACAUGAAGACCUUCCAGCUGGCCACCGUGUCCUCCCCCAGUUUGAUAGUGGAGUGUGGUGGUGAGAUUGUUCAAACUGCUGUCAUCAAAAACUUCAAAAAGAAUCCCAACUUUCCUGGAUCUGUGCUUCUCCUCAAAGUGCUCCUUCCCAAGGAGGAGAUGUACACUCCUCCCAUUGUGCUGAAGGUAAUCGACCACAGACCCUUUGGCAGGAAACCAGUAGUAGGGCAGUGCACCAUCGACUGCUUGGAGCAAUUUCGUUGUGACCCCUAUCGCCCUAGCAGUGAUGUCUGCAUGUCAGCCAGAGUGACCGUGAUGAAUUCUGUCCCGAGAGAUGUUGUCAUAGACAUGGAGUCAGGAGUCAUUGUGAAACCUGAGAUUCAAGCAAAGGAGGAGGACACAGUAGACUGGUGGAGUAAGUUCUACGCCUCUGUCGGAAACCAGGAAAAAUGCGGGCCUUACCUGAAAAAGGGUUACGACACGUUAGAGGUUUAUGAUUGUGAGUUAGAAGCGGUGGAAAAGUUCCAGGGGCUGACUGAUUUCUGCAGCACUUUCAAGCUCCAUCGAGGAAAAACUGAAGAUGAGGAAGAAGAUCCCUCAGUGGUGGGAGAGUUCAAGGGCUCAUUCAAGAUUUACCCUCUUUCUGAUGACCCAGAGGUACCGCCUCCACCCCGUCAGUUCAGAGAGCUUCCUGAGAGAGGACCGCAAGCUUGCCUGAUCAGAAUAUAUGUGGUGCGCUGUAUCGACCUGCAGCCUAAGGACACAAAUGGCAUGUGUGAUCCAUACAUAAAGAUUUCACUUGGAAAGAAAGCUCUGGAUGACCGGGAUAACUACAAACCAAACACCCUGAAUCCGGAAUUCGGAAGGAUGUUUGAGCUGUCCUGCUUCCUGCCUCAAGACAAGGAUCUGAAGAUUUCCGUGUACGACUACGACUUACUGAGCAGAGAUGAAAAGGUUGGUGAGACGGUCAUCGAUUUGGAAAACCGGCUCCUGUCCCGUUUCAGAUCCUGCUGUGGUCUACCACAAACAUACUGUGUGUCAGGGAUUAAUCAGUGGAGACAUCAGCUGAAACCUUCCCAGAUUCUCCAGAAUGUGGCUAAAGAAAGGGAUGUUCCUCCUCCACAGAUAGAAGAGGAUGGCUGCUCACUAAUCUUUUCAGGAAAACAAUACAACCUGCAGGAGUUUGAGACAAAACCUGUGACUAACCCACACUUGGGACCAGCCAGGGAGAGGCUGGCCCUUCAUAUUCUCAGAAAACAGGGUUUGGUACCAGAGCAUGUUGAGACCAGAACCCUGCAUAGCUCUCAUCAACCAAAUCUGUCCCAGGGGAAAAUUCAGAUGUGGGUCGAUAUUUUCCCCAAGAGUCUCGGCCUGCCUGGGCCUCCAUGUGUGAUCGCUCCUAGGAAAGCCAAGAAGUAUUUCCUUCGAGCCGUCGUUUGGAACACAACUGAUGUCAUUCUGGAUGAAACCAGCAUUACUGGAGAAAACAUGAGCGACAUUUAUGUCAAAGGUUGGAUGCCAGGAAUGGAGGAGGACAAGCAGAAGACAGAUGUCCAUUACAGAUCCCUGGAUGGAGAUGGGAAUUUCAACUGGAGGUUUGUCUUUGGAUUUGACUACCUGCCUGCAGAACAGUUGUGUGUCGCCUCGAGAAAAGAACAUUUUUGGAAUCUGGACAAAACAGAAUUCAGGUUUCCUCCUAAACUGAUCGUCCAGAUUUGGGACAAUGACAAAUUCUCACUUGAUGACUACUUAGGGUCAAUUGAGCUUGACCUCCUCAACCUGGUUCCUCCUGCCAAAACCCCAGAGAAGUGCAGCUUGAAGAUGCAGUUGGGGUUGACUGGAUCUGCCUCCACCAAAAACUCCCUCUUCAGCCAGAAGUCUGUGCGAGGCUGGUGGCCGUGUCUAACUGAGCAAGACGGGAAACCCACGCUUGGUGGCAAGGUAGAAAUGACACUGGAGAUUGUGGAAGAGAAAGAAAUGCAGGAGAGACCUGCUGGGAAAGGCAGGCACGAGCCAAACAUGAAUCCCAAACUGGACCCACCCAACCGUCCUGACACAUCAUUUUUCUGGUUUACAAACCCUUGCAAAACCAUGAAGUUCAUCGUGUGGCGCAGGUUCAAGUGGGUUUUCAUCGGAGUGAUUCUUCUUCUGCUGGUUAUCCUGUUCCUUGGGAUCUUGUUCUAUUCACUUCCUAAUUACAUCUCCAUGAAGAUUGUGAAGCCUUUUUCCUGAAAGGCGUCAACAAGGAACAGAAAGCCUUCCUGCAGCAGAACCUACAGCCCUGUUCUCAGUUAUUACCAUGGCUAUUACCCAUUACAACUAAACAAUAAAUCAAAUAAUCAGCACGCUUUGACAUGCAAAUUUCUUAUACAGCUAAUUCAAAAUGGUGUUUGUUAUGCAGAUUUUUUUUACUAUAUAAAUAGUAACACGUUAAGGUUUUUAGUAGCAAAAAUUGUUAUUGUGAUUGACAUUCCCUAAAGUUCUAAAAACUAACUUUAGUGAAACUCUACAGUCCACUCUCAGUGAUUUGGAGACAUCGUCAAUGACAUAUGUUUUUUUUUUACUGAAUAAACAUGUCAUUUUAUGAGAAAAAUUUCAUUCUGCUUUCAUAAAAAUAUUAAAAAAUUCUGUUAUGAAGGCCUAUCACUUAUUAAACUAUUCUGUUUUUA
Nothobranchius furzeri (turquoise killifish) is the source of this 8200-nucleotide messenger RNA. Its product is annotated as myoferlin. Gene Ontology annotation, biological process: plasma membrane organization. Gene Ontology annotation, cellular component: membrane. Lineage: Eukaryota; Metazoa; Chordata; Actinopteri; Cyprinodontiformes; Nothobranchiidae. The record is from RefSeq and is a predicted model, not a curated record.